AUGCGAGUAUUCGAGUCGCUCAACUGCAUUCUGUGCAAAGAACCAUUUUCCCGAGUCGCCAAUCAGCCUCGAUCGCCUCGAAAAUUGGGAUGUGGUUUGGCGAUGUGCCAUGAAUGCUUCGAGAUGGAGAAAGCGCAGAAGAAAGAAGACAGGAAACAUCAUUGCAACAAUGGCAAUUGUUUCUAUAAUCCAAACUUUGCCUAUUUUCUCAUUGAUAUGUUAGCCGAGGAAGAUGCUUUAACUUUGGCACCAAUGGAACGGGGAUAUGUGCUUGCGAAACCCUUCAAAGUGCUCGAAUGCUCGGUUUGCCGCGAUGAUUAUUCAACCAAAAUCACUGAAAGACAACCUUUUGCUAUGUAUUGUAAUCAUACGAUUUGCACGGGAUGCUUUCUAAAGUUGCGAGUGCAAAAUGAGAAUGGUGCGAACAAGGAGAUGAAGUACAUGAUCACUUGCCCGACUUGCGGCGCCGGCAGCGAGACGAGCCGUGAUAAGUGGAAGGAUCGAUUGCAUGAUUUUCUCGACGAAUUGCCCAGGAUGACACGACAAUUGCAGGCGGCCAUGAAUGCUCCGACUUGUGAUGAGUGCUAUGAGAAGUACAUCAUCGACGUCAUGUUUUACUGCUCUAUGUGUCGGAUUAAAAUUUGUGGCUCUUGCGCUUAUUUGCAACACCGUUUGCACGAUGCCAAAUCGCUAUUGACAAAACAGGCCGGUGAAAUGUUGGUGGAACUGCGAAAUGAUUCGGCGAAUGUUGUCAAAAAUUACGAAGAUUUAUUGCCCGAGCUGCACAAGGGAAUCCUCGAGGAUGUCAGCUUCUUCAAGACGAAAUUGCUCUUGAAGGAAAACAUUCUGACGGACGUUUCAACUUUUGGUGAUUUGAUGGAAAAACACCAGACAUUCACAAAGGUUAAGACGGACUUCGAGGCAACAACUGAACGAUAUUUGCCUGGGCUUCGGAAAUUCGAAACGGAAGUCAAGGCUCUAAUCGACGCUCUCGACAAGAAUCCCGAUCCAAAUGUGACGAUCAAUCCAAAUGUGAUUGAUGGGCCUUCUACGCAC
Messenger RNA from Mesorhabditis belari, 1056 nucleotides. NCBI's taxonomy places the organism in Eukaryota, Metazoa, Nematoda, Chromadorea, Rhabditida, Rhabditidae. The record is from the annotation of a GenBank genome assembly.